AUGGAUUUUAUUCUCUCGCUCACGCACUUCUGCGAGGUGCAUGGGCCCACCUCCAUCAUCUGCUCGCAGGUCCUCCCCUUCGCUUGCUCCCAGUGCCACCACGACGCGGAUCUCUCUCCCGACACCUCCCCGGCCCCCUCCCACGCCUCCCUUCGCCGCCACGAUGAGACCUCCCGUUCCCCGAAGAUCGAAGACUACUCGUGUUUCCUGAAAGGCCAGUCGGCCUCGCCCGAAGACAGGGCUAAUCGAGCCGGCCGCACCGAUGGCGAUGCAUGCGCCAGUUGCAGCCUAUCUCUUCCCGAGGGCGUGAGCAAGCAGUUGCCGCCGGGCGCUCCCGGCACCAAGAACAACACCGGCAGCCCCGUGCUGCGGUCGCGCGAAGUCGUCUACUCCUGCGGCAACAGCCACUCGGACAUGGGCGACGACGUGCCUGAUGCUCACACCCACUCCUCGCCCCCGGAUUCGCUUCGUUCUUCCUCGGUUGCAUCUGAUUCCUCCUGCCAUACGCACCUCCUCACCUACCUUUCUCUCCGCGGUCCUCCGAAUCCCGCAGACUAUGCGCUCCUGCGACGCUCCUCGAUUCGCACUCUGAGCUGUGAGCUCCUACCCCGGGGUCUGUCCUCGGGCCCUCUGUGCUUUGGGGACUCCGUUGCCGGUUACACAAUCGCCUACAUUUUCCGCCUGCCAGACCCGAUGGCGCGCGGCAAGCGACGCAGCUAUGCCUUGGUUGCGCUCGCUGGCAAGGAUGCCGGAAGAGCAUUCCGGGCUUGCCCCGUGAUCUGGCGCGUCUUUGGCCGUAUUGCGUCCGGUAUUGUCGGGGCCGCGGAGCGCUUCCAGGAAGAAGAGAAGCGUCGCGAAGAGCAAAACAGCCCCGGCAACAACCCGGUUGCACGGCAGUACACCCCGGUUUCCUCCUUUCUGACGGGUCGGGCCAUGGACAUGGCUGGCCAACCGCGGCGACUCGGCCAGAUCCGUGCACGCAACUUGGCCGAGAUCGUCGGCAACGAAUACAUCUUCGCGGAGAUCCACGCGCAUUUCGUCGCCCUCUUGCAACAGCUGGGCACAAUGUUCGGUGGCGUCCCCAUUUCCGAGGAACGCUUUGUCUGCAGCACCGUGGCCGAUGAAGAGAAUACUACCACCAACACCCAAGAGCCAUCGGUGGUUCUGGACCCGGCCCAGUCGAAGCAAUCGACCUCGGGAUACAACCACGAGGACCUCGACCUUUCGAAACUCGACAUCACCUCCGGCCCUCAGCCGAUUCCCAUUGCGCCGCGUCGUCCUGUCGUGGCCUAA
Molecule: messenger RNA, 1293 nt
Organism: Penicillium riverlandense
Lineage: Eukaryota; Fungi; Ascomycota; Eurotiomycetes; Eurotiales; Aspergillaceae
Product: folliculin domain-containing protein
Exons: 2
Coding region: 1-1293 (430 amino acids)
Biological process (GO): positive regulation of GTPase activity; positive regulation of TORC1 signaling
Cellular component (GO): cytosol
Molecular function (GO): GTPase activator activity
Source: RefSeq, a predicted model, not a curated record